UCUUGUAGUAUUAGGAAUAUCACUUUAAUUAAAACAGAGAUUAGUCUGUAGGCAAUGUUGUUAAUAUUUGUUUUUUCUGCCUUCACUCACUAGUUAUGGAAGAGUAGAAAAAGGCAAAAACAUCUUUAUAUCAAUACAUAUAUUUACUCCACCUCUUUUGCCCCUUUCUCUUGUUCUCUUUAUCUUUGGCCUUCUUAGGACUUGUAUUUUAGUCUUUCAUGAUUAAAAGAUCAGUGAGAAAUCAAUACGAAGAACCAUAGUCCAUAGCUGUUUGUAACUGCUGCAAUCUACGGGUCGAGCAAAGGAAACAAUGGGAUCUAGAGGCCGAGUGACAAAGGUUGAAGUUCAGCAGAAGCCUCUCUCAAGGGUUCCAAACACGAAGCCACCAUUCACUGUUGGCCAACUCAAGAAAGCAAUUCCACCACACUGCUUUGAGCGUUCUCUCUUGUACUCAUUCUCCUAUGUUGUUUAUGACCUUUCAUUGGCCUUCAUUCUCUACAUUGCCACCACCUACUUCAACCUCCUCCCCCACCCUUUUUCCCUCAUCGCAUGGCCCAUAUAUUGGUCCCUCCAAGGUUGCAUUCUCACUGGUGUGUGGGUGAUUGCUCAUGAGUGUGGCCACCAUGCCUUCAGCAAGCACCAAUGGGUUGAUGACCUUGUUGGUUUGACCCUUCACUCAGCACUUCUAGUCCCUUAUUUCUCAUGGAAAAUAAGCCACCGGCGCCACCACUCCAACACAGGUUCCCUAGACCGUGAUGAAGUGUUUGUUCCAAAAGACAAAUCCAAAGUUGCAUGGUACAGCAAGUACUUGAACAACCCUCUAGGAAGAGCUCUUUCUCUUCUCAUCACACUCACACUAGGAUGGCCCUUGUAUUUGGCCUUCAAUGUUUCUGGCAGACCCUAUGAUCGUUUUGCAAGCCACUUCCACCCUUAUGCUCCCAUAUAUUCACACCGUGAAAGGCUUCUGAUUUUUGUUUCUGAUGCUGCUUUGUUUUGUGUAACUUACUUUCUCUACCAUAUUGCAAUCACAAAAGGGGUGGCUUGGCUGGUUUGUGUCUAUGGGGUGCCAUUGCUCAUUGUGAAUGGCUUUCUUGUGACCAUAACAUAUUUGCAACACACACACUCUGCAUUGCCUCACUAUGACUCAUCAGAAUGGGACUGGCUGAGGGGUGCUUUGGCAACUGUGGACAGAGAUUAUGGGAUUCUGAACAAGGUGUUUCACCACAUAACUGAUACUCAUGUGGCUCACCAUCUAUUCUCCACAAUGCCACAUUACCAUGCAAUGGAGGCAACCAAUGCAAUCAAACCCAUAUUGGCCGACUACUACCAAUUUGAUGGCACCCCAUUUUACAAGGCGCUGUGGAGAGAAGCAAGAGAGUGCCUCUAUGUGGAGCCAGACGAAGGAACAUCUCAGAAGGGCGUUUAUUGGUAUAGAAACAAGUUUUGAUGAAGAAAACAUGUGCCAUAGUGUGGGAGUUCAAAGUUUUGUCAUGUACUAUCACUUAAUAAGUGGAUUUGCUGUGUAAUCACUACUGUAUUGUGAAAUAGCUUGUUUCCAUCAUGGUCAUAAUGGAAAAAUAAUUGUAGUACUAUUAAUUAUAUGUGGAAAGACUUUUCUGCUUA
This is a messenger RNA of Cajanus cajan (pigeon pea), 1623 nucleotides long. The record is from RefSeq and is a predicted model, not a curated record. Lineage: Eukaryota; Viridiplantae; Streptophyta; Magnoliopsida; Fabales; Fabaceae.